CUCUUUCAUUAUUAAUUUUCUUGUCACAUUUUCUGUUUUGAUUCCUCUUAAAAGUGCGGAAUUGUGUUUUUUGUGUGUGUGUCUCGAAGAAAAGCGUGUUUCAACUGAAAUUGGUAUUAUUAUAUUUAUAAAUAAACAAAUAGGAAAUGCAUAUGCGCCAACAUUUUAAAAAUCCUGAGGAGCCCUCCGAUUCGGAUGAUAUAGACGAAUUAGCAGAUGCUGAUUUAGAAGAAGAUGAAGAAAUUAUAAUUGGCAAUGUACGUCUAAUUGAACCAUGGAGCGAUGAGGACAUUGAAGACGAACCGGAAGGAGUAGAUGCAGAAUACGACAUUGGCAGUGAAGAUACCGAUGGAGAUGAUAGUUCUGAAUUUGACGAAAUGGCCACAGAUUCUGAUGAAUCUAUGAAUGGCGAAGAAAAGGAGAAACAAAAGGCGAAAACUACUGCCAAUAAUUCACAGGCCUCAUCUAGCAAGGACAAAACCAACAAAGGCGAUGAAGGUGGUGGUGGAGGGGCUGAUGAUGAGGGAGCUAGAUCGAUUUUGGAGUUGGAUGGAAAUGAAGAAGAUGAUGAGACCGUUAAAGCUAUUAUAGCUGCCAUUAAAAAACCUAAGACCUCUCCACCUGAAAUCAAAAUUGAAGAUUUCGUUACCGACAUCUGUUUCCAUCCCGAACGUGAUAUUAUUGCCUUGGCUACCAUAACUGGAGAUGUGGUUUUAUAUGAGUACUCGAAUGAUGGCAAUACACUAUUAAAAACCAUUGAGGUGCAUGCAAAAGCCUGUCGGGAUGUGGAAUUCACCCAAGAUGGUCGCAACAUAUUGACGUGUUCGAAAGACAAGUCGAUAAUGGUCACCGACAUGGAAACAGAAAAGCUAAAAAAAUUCUAUGAAAGUGCUCAUGAUGAAGCCAUUAAUAAAUUGCAUGUUUUAGAUGAAAAUAUAUUUGCCACCGGCGAUGAUACUGGCACCGUUAAACUCUGGGACUUGAGGACAAAAAAUGAAAUUUUUGCUUUAAAAGAAGUCGAAGACUAUAUAACUCAAAUACUCACCAAUGAUGCUGGUAAACUUCUAAUGGUUACCAGUGGUGAUGGCUAUUUGACAACCAUCAAUAUUGCCGCCAGAAAACUGUAUGUACAAUCGGAACCAUACGAAGAGGAGUUGACUUGCAUGGGCAUCUAUCGCGGUGACUCGAAACUUGUGGUGGGUUCGUCGAAGGGCAAUCUCUACACCUAUAAUUGGGGACAAUUUGGUUAUCAUUGUGACAAGUUCCCGGGCGUCAAGUCUCCCAUGUCCGAAAUGAUACCCAUCACUGAUCGCAUUGGCUGUGUGGCCGGUGAAGAGGGCGUUAUACGUGCUGUUCACAUAGCACCGUUCCGUAACCUGGGCGUGGUGGGCCAACACAGUAUGCCCAUCGAAUCUAUGGAUAUAAAUCAUUCUGGAGAGCUGAUAGCCUCAUCUUCUCACAACAAUGAUGUACGUUUCUGGAAUGUCAAAUACUUUGAGGAGUUUGGCGAUAUCAAGUACAAUGAGAAACACAAUAGUUACAAAGAAAAACGUCAUAAUCUUCCGUCUUCAAAAGUUUCCAACACUUCGGAUUUCUUUUCCGAUUUAGCGAAGGGAAGUGGCGAUGAAGCCUAAAUUAAGUUUUAUUUUUCUUUUUUUUAUUCUUUUGUAAACAUAUUUAUAAAAAAAAGAAAACAUUGAAAAAUUGCUAAGUAUAAAUAAUUCUCGGGCAGUUUUUUUUUUAAUUAACACCACAACUAAUACAUGUAUAGACUUAAGCAUUGAUAAAUAAAGGAUUUUAUUAAAUAAAGUUAUGAAAAUGUAAACAAAA
Messenger RNA from Calliphora vicina (urban bluebottle blowfly), 1830 nucleotides. Its product is annotated as WD repeat-containing protein 55 homolog. Gene Ontology annotation, molecular function: protein binding. Bases 147 to 1634 code for a protein of 495 amino acids. The transcript is spliced from 2 exons. The record is from RefSeq and is a predicted model, not a curated record. NCBI's taxonomy places the organism in Eukaryota, Metazoa, Arthropoda, Insecta, Diptera, Calliphoridae.